AUGGCGGAUGAUAAGAUUCCUCAUCCCAACGAGGCUGAAGGCAGAGGCUCCUCAACUCCAUCGGAGAAGGAGACUGGCGCCCACAUCGAACAAGUCAGAACUUUUGAAAGGGUCGAGGGCCAUCCUGGCUACUAUGAGAAAGAUGGCUUGCGAACCUACGGCGACGAUCAGGAUCAUGAUCACGAGCCUCCAUGGACAACGAGAAGGGUGAUGAGCCUUGUCGCCAUGGCUUUCCUCUGGACCGGUUCUCAGAUCCCAGCCUAUCUACUUGGCGGCAUCGCGCCUCUGAUCUACUCUGAGAUUGGAGGCUAUGAUAGAUGGGUCUGGUUCGUGCUGGCUUAUCUUCUCUCUUCCGCAGCUGUCUGCCCCUUUGUGGGCUCCUUGUCCGACCUGAUCGGGCGGCGAUAUGUUGCGCUCUUAGGCUCGGGGCUACUUAUUGUCGCCAUGAUCGUUGCCGGCACUGCACACACAAUGAACCAAUUCAUCGCCGGAAUGGGUAUAUCUGGCGUUGGAGCCGGUAUCUGCGAACUUACUUGUCUGGCUGGUACCUCUGAACUGGCGCCAACGCGCAAGCGAGGCCUUUAUGUUGCGGUCUUGGUCUUGACGAUCAUACCAUUCUGCCCCUCGGCCCUCUAUGCCUGGCUCAUUGCCGGCUACUCGACUUGGAGGUGGUGUGCUUUUAUCGCCGGCGUUUGGGCUCUGAUCGGAGCCGUCGGCGUCCUAGUAUUCUACUUCCCUCCGCCACGACCAAAUUCUCGCGGGUUGACCAAACGACAAAUUAUCAGUGAGAUCGAUUUCUUCGGCGGUUUCCUCAGCAUUACGGGCAUGAUAAUCUUCCUCGCUGGCCUCCAGUGGGGAGGCUAUCAGUAUACAUGGAAGUCCGCUCACGUUUUGGUCCCACUUAUCCUUGGGUUUCUCUUGCUGUUCGUCGCAUUCCCAAUCUGGGAGAUCAAAUUCGCAAAGUAUCCGAUGUUCCCAUCUCGGAUGAAGAAAGAUGCAAGGGUGCUUUCUUUGACGCUGGUGAUUACUGCGAUAUCAGGCGCAAACUUUUUCUCAAUCUUGAUGUUUUGGCCCACACAGGCUUUCAACGUCUAUGGUCACGACCCAGUCGGUGUCGGAGUUAGAACUCUCCCUAUCGGCUUCUCGAUCCUUGGUGGCUGUUGCAUUGUCUUGGUUCUCCUGUCAGUGUUCCGAGGACACAUCCGUGAACUGCUUUUGGGCGCGUCCAUCAUGAUGACGGCGGGCUGUGGCGCACUUGCAACUGCCAACCUCCACAAUAUCCAUGCGGUCUACGGUAUCCUCGUUGUCGCAGGCCUUGGCAUUGGAGGAAUUGUCGUCCCUGCCUCCAUCAUCACAACCAUUAUUUGCCCGGACGACAUUAUCGCCACGGUUACGGCCCUUACGCUAUCGAUUCGGGUGAUUGGCGGCUGUAUCGGCUACACUACCUACUACAACGUCUUUGUCAACAAAUUUAAGGUCAAGAUCGUCCACUACGUCGGAGGCGUCAUGGUUGGUGAGCUUGGAAUCACGAAUGAAACCUACAUUGUGGACGCCAUCACAGUCACCGGAUUGUCGCUUGUGGACCAACUCAAGCUGAUUCCAGGCAUCGCUGGCAACGAGACUGCAUACGAGAUGGUCCUGACCGCCGGGCAGAUCGCCUACUCGGAAAGCUACCGCUGGGUGUAUCUGGUCUCGAUCGCCUUUGGUGGAGUCGCCAUCAUCUGCUCUGCACUCCUGGGCAAUAUUGAGAAAUAUAUGGAUGAUCAUGUAGCUGUUGUUAUCUAG
This is a messenger RNA of Fonsecaea multimorphosa CBS 102226, 1785 nucleotides long. RefSeq lists its product as uncharacterized. Gene Ontology annotation, molecular function: transmembrane transporter activity. Gene Ontology annotation, biological process: transmembrane transport. The transcript is spliced from 4 exons. Lineage: Eukaryota; Fungi; Ascomycota; Eurotiomycetes; Chaetothyriales; Herpotrichiellaceae. The record is from RefSeq and is a predicted model, not a curated record. Bases 1 to 1785 code for a protein of 594 amino acids.